CCUUCUACAUAUAUUCACAAUUUGUAGGUAGUACAAGAACUGAAAAAUAAUUUUUGGUUGCCAGUAUACCUGUAGUCGUUGCACUGAUCAGUCGAUAGUUUUGUGAUAAAUUAUUUCUCAAGUGAAUUAAAUUAUUAACCAUGGGACGUGAUUCUAGAAAGGUUUCAAGAGAACUUCGGAGUUCUGAAAAAAUUAAUAAGUCGCGUUCAGUCAAAAGAAAGAAUGUUUUUAAUCCGAAAACAGCCGAACGUGAUGAAAGUAUUCAGAGUACAUCUUCUAAAAAAUUAAAACAAAACACUGAAGAUGAUGUACCUGAAGACAGCAGUACUGAAUUUCGAAUAAUAAAUUUUAUUCAGGUAUUCACUGCAAUUUCUGCUCUUAUAAAAUGUAAAAAAUGUGAUGGAAAUGUAGUGUUUCAAACAGCAAGUACACGUGGGCUGGGAUUCAAAAUUGUAGUUGCAUGUAAUAACUGUGGAAAUGAAUAUAUUCCUUCCUGUUCUUUCGUUGGGCAUUCUUAUGAAAUAAACAGACGUUUCAUUUUUGUAAUGAGAAUACUAGGAAUAGGAUACGAAGGAUUGUGCAAGUUUUGCGGCCUGAUGGACAUGCCGUCUUUUUUAGAUAAAUCUACGCAUACAAUUUUACUGAAACAGAUUUUGAAUUGUAGUAAAGCCGUCGCAGAAACCUUCAUGACGAAAGCUGUGAAUGAAGAAAAGCAAGCAAUGCCAACAACUGAAAAUGAAGAUAUAAAUCAUCUAACUGUAUCGGGAGAUGGAACCUGGCAAAAACGGGGAUAUACAUCGUCAUUUGGAGUUUCUUCUAUAAUUGGCUAUUUUACUGGAAAGAUUCUUGACAUAAACAUUAAAAGUGCAUAUUGUAAGCUAUGUGAGUAUUGGAAAAAAAAAACAAAUACUGUUGAGUUCGAGGAAUGGUAUCAAUCGCAUGAAGAUGUGUGUUCUGCUAAUCAUCAAGGGUCUUCUGGGAAAAUGGAGGUGGAUGCGAUGGUCGAAAUGUUUUCGUAUUCUGAAACUAAAUAUGGAGUUAAGUAUGCCAACUAUAUUGGUGAUGGUGACUCCAAGACCUAUUCAGGAAUUAUAAAAUCAGAUCCUUACGAAAAUACAACUGUAAAUAAAAAGGAAUGUAUAGGGCAUGUCCAAAAGCGGAUGGGGAGUCGAUUACGUACGCUGAAGAGUAAACAAAAAGGUCUUGGUGGUCGAGGUAAGCUCACAGGAAAAUUAAUAGACAAACUAACUGUGUACUAUGGUUUAGCAAUACGCCGGCAUUGUGAUUCUAUUGAAAAUAUGAAAUCUGCUAUAAUGGCAACCUUUUAUCACUACGGCUCGAGUGAUGAAAAACCGAAUCAUGAUAUGUGUCCAAAAGGCGAAGAAUCUUGGUGCUCUUACCAGCGCGCUGAAGCAAGAGGAGAGCUUGAUACCUUUUCUCACGAUUAUUCUCCUUUACCUUCUGAUGUUUUAAAAGCUAUCAAGCCUAUAUACGAAGAUCUUAGUAAUGAAAAUUUACUUUCAAGAUGUGUAGGUGGAUUCAAUCAGAAUAAUAAUGAAAGCUUUAACCAACUAGUAUGGAAAAUAUGCCCAAAAACGUCUUGAUGAAUACACUAGGACUUAAUUGUGGGCCUAAUUCUCAUCGGUAUGCAGAAAGAAUGGAUGCUGCACGUAUCAAAGUAGCAGAUAAGCGCGCUAAUGAUAACACCCGAGAAGGUCGAUUGCAACGUAGGCACCAGCAAAUCGAUAUUUUGGAAGCUGCUAUGUCGGCUGAAGAGCUAUUAUAUGGUCCAGGAAUAGAUGACUCAGUAUGAAUCUCCAAGGACUUAUGAUGAUCACCGCAAAGGACUUCGGGAGGAACGGGCUCUACAAAAACAGCGAUAACUUUUUGAAUUAUUAAUUUUUUUUUUUGAAAUUUUCGUGAAGUCAAAUCGAAACGUGUUCUAAUAAAGCUAUGUUUUUAUUUUUGUCAAAUAAAGUAAUUAACUACAAAAAAAAAAUUAUUGAAAAUCAUCAUUUUUUCAUACC
Molecule: messenger RNA, 2027 nt
Organism: Microplitis mediator
Lineage: Eukaryota; Metazoa; Arthropoda; Insecta; Hymenoptera; Braconidae
Exons: 3
Coding region: 141-1604 (487 amino acids)
Source: RefSeq, a predicted model, not a curated record